AUGAUGAUGGACCACACGUUGCCGCAAUUGCCUCCAGUCUUUGACGCAACCGCAGACACAAUUGUAUCUGAUGCGGAAGCUGUCAUUAAAAGGACCAAUAACGUUUGGAAUAAAAUUUGUGCAAACAUAAGCACCAGUGACGCAACUUUCGACAACGCCAUUCUUCCCAUUAUUCGCGAUGAAAAUGUCAAGCUCGUUUGCACGCGACUCAUAGCCUUCUAUCCCAGCGUUGCGACAUCCAAAGCUCUACGUGAAGCAGCUCGUGAGGCAACCAAGCUUCUCAACGCGAGCGACAUUGUGCUUUACUCCCGCGUUGACAUGUUUCAGCUUGUGAAUUCUGUCAAUUUGAAAGCACAAAAUGGCGUCGUAGAUUUGGACCCUGAAUCCCGCCAUUAUCUGGCCAAACUACGUCGCAAAUUCAUCGAAAAUGGAUGCAACAUCGAUGAUCCAAAUUUAAAGCACAAAUUCUCCUUGAAACUGACAGAGCUCAAAAGAAUCAAUAGCCAAGUUAGCCAAAACUUCCAUGAAGAAACAGCAGGCGUCUGGUUCACAAAGGAAGAAUUGGCUGGCGUUCCAGAAUCUCUCAUGGGUCGAUUUAGAAGGGGUUCGGGUGAGUAUGAAGAUCGGUACUGGGUUUCUACCAAGACACCAUUUAGUACGCCGGUCCUGCGGUAUGCAGAUCUAGAAGAAACGAGGAAGAAGAUAUUCUAUGCCGUGAAAAACAGACUCCCCGAAAAUGUGAGCCUCUUUCGGCAGCUCGUUUUGCUUCGAGAUGAGAUUGCACGAAUGCUCGGCUAUGCCCAUCAUUUAGCGUUCACUACAUCUCAAAAGGCAGCUCAGACCCCAGAGUUUGUGUACUCUUUGCUCAAUGAGCUCAGGGAGAAAAUAGAACCGGCCGCCGCACAGAAUGCCCAAGAACUUCUGCAACUCAAAAUAGCGACACUUGGUCAAGACAAUGUGUCCAGUGAUGAAGUAAAGCUGUGUCUGUGGGACCAAAUGUAUUUUGCUAACAAGCAAAUGGAUGACAUCAGGCCGAAUCAAGAAAGAGUGUCGCAAUACUUCGAGCUCUACCAUACACUCGAGCGUAUUCUCAACAUACUUGGUGGUCUUUUGGAUACUCGCCUUGAACUCAUCACUGUAGAGCGUCAGGCUCAAAUUGGAGCGGGCCGGCCGCUCACAUGGCAUGAAGAUGUUCUAUUAUACGCCGUCUGGGACACCAGAGAUGAAGCUUUUCUGGGCUACGCAUACGUUGACCUCUUCUCCCGCGACGGGAAAUAUACGCAUAAUGGACAUUAUGCUCUCAAUUGGGGAUUCGACCACCCGGAUAACUCCAAGUUUUACCCAUCCUCAGCUUUGGUCAUGAACCUGAGCAAGCCGACUGCAACUAGCCCAACACUGUUGACCAUGGAUAAUCUGCGCAUGUUGUUCCAUGAGCUGGGCCACUUGCACCACAGUCUCCUAACAAAGACAAAAUACGCAUCCCUUUGCCAAGUUGAUCGUGAUUUCGUCGAAGUGCCAAGCAUAAUGCUUGAACAGUUUCUCUGGCUGGAAGGUCCUAUCAAAGAGCUAUCGUAUCACUAUUCUUACAUCUCACCACAGAUGGAAGUUGCCUGGCUCACGACUCACGGCUCGGUGGAAAGGCCACCUGAGAAACUUACUGAUGCAGAGGCAGCUGCACUAGCCGUUCAAGAUCCAAGAAGCAACGUCAGAGCCGAGCUGACCCAAUUGUUCUUUGCGUCAUACGAUGUUCUGGUUCAUGCACCAGAAUCUCAUGAACAGCUUGAGAGAAUGAAUCUGACAGAGGAAUUCAACAAACUGCAAGUCUCCAUUCGUCGACUUCAUGGCGGAGAGGCAUGCGGUGACGGAUGGGAAUGGAGUCACGGCGAGUCUGUAUUCAGAGCAAUAUCUGGUAGUUAUAGCGGAGGGUACUAUGCAUACAUUAUAGGCAAAGCUUGGGGUUUGGAUAUUUUCGUCAACUGUUUCAAAAGGGAUAUCAACAACAAAGAAGCUGCUCGACGGUAUAGAGACCUGUUAUUAGCACGAGGUGGGCGACAGCCGGAGUUACAGACAUUCGAGGACUUUGUUGGUCGGGGACCGAAAUUGGAUGCGUUUUUCUCUUGGUUGGGGGUAUAG
Pochonia chlamydosporia 170 is the source of this 2133-nucleotide messenger RNA. Its product is annotated as metallopeptidase MepB. The transcript is spliced from 3 exons. Gene Ontology annotation, cellular component: mitochondrial intermembrane space. Lineage: Eukaryota; Fungi; Ascomycota; Sordariomycetes; Hypocreales; Clavicipitaceae. The coding region runs from base 1 to 2133 and encodes 710 amino acids. Gene Ontology annotation, biological process: peptide metabolic process; proteolysis. The record is from RefSeq and is a predicted model, not a curated record. Gene Ontology annotation, molecular function: metalloendopeptidase activity.